Molecule: messenger RNA, 2091 nt
Organism: Solea senegalensis (Senegalese sole)
Lineage: Eukaryota; Metazoa; Chordata; Actinopteri; Pleuronectiformes; Soleidae
Gene: ube2s
Product: ubiquitin-conjugating enzyme E2S
Exons: 4
Coding region: 218-925 (235 amino acids)
Source: RefSeq, a predicted model, not a curated record
AUGUUACAAACACGCUCAUUGGUGGUAGGUUGGUAGGUUUAAUUGUGAGUGUCGUAUUUUUGUUCCUGUGUCAACGGAAAGAAGGAAAAUAACAGCAGCUAGUGAAACCUGGCUAAGUUGUCAUCCAAGGCAUCAAUUUUUCAAAUAUCAACGGAAAAAGCCCCUCUUACCUCACAUCAGCCGACCACCUACCAGCUGAGCAGAACUCAUUUUAAACAUGAACUCCAAUGUGGAGAAUUUGCCUCCUCACGUUCUUCGCUUGGUCUACAAGGAGGUUUCUGCUUUAGCAGCAGACCCUCCUGAGGGUAUAAAGAUUUAUCCAAGUGAGGAAGACAUCACUGAACUGCACACUGCCAUUGAAGGCCCAGAGGGAACACCAUUUGCUGGUGGCAUUUUCCGAAUGCGUCUUGUGCUUGGAAAGGACUUCCCUGCGGUUCCGCCUAAGGGUUAUUUCUUGACCAAGAUUUUUCACCCCAACGUGGGUCACAAGGGAGAGAUCUGUGUCAACGUGCUGAAGAGGGACUGGAAAGCAGAACUUGGCCUCCGACAUGUCUUACUUACGAUCAAGUGUCUUCUUAUCCAUCCAAACCCAGAAUCAGCUCUGAAUGAAGAAGCUGGGCGUUUGCUGUUAGAGGACUAUGCAGAAUACGAGUCACGUGCUCGCCUGCUUACAGAAAUCCACGCCAUGGGUGGUCCAGGCGGAACCUCUGGGGCUCCUCAGGACCCUAAUGAUGGCCCCCAGCCAAAGAAGCACGCAGGCGACCCUACAAAGAGAGCGGGACCCAGUGCAGCAGCUGUGCCAGCAGCUCUGGGUAAUGGAGCUAACGGAGCCAGCACCACCACCAGCAAUAGCAUCAGUAGUAGUAGCACUAAUGUAGCAGGGAAGAAAAAAGCAGAUAAAAAGCGUGCAUUGAGGCGACUUUAAUACCUCAACAAAGUUCUCAGUAUAUGUGUGCGUGUGCGUGCGGGUGUGUAAAUAUAAGUAUUGAAGUGUGCUGAUGUUUUGAUUCCCCUUUUUCUGACUCUUUGUACCACAAAUCCAGACGAGACCCACUUUGUACUUCGUACCUUACGCUUUGUUUUGCCACCAGUUUGUCGUGUUGGCAUUAUAGAUUUGUUAAUUAUGUAAAAACAUGGAAUAUUUGCUCCUCUUUGUAAACAAAGUCUACACUUUUCACAGCAAAAACUAUGCCGUCAUUUGCAUCGUUUCCUUGGCCAUCUGGAUGAAUGGCAGAGAAUGGCCUUUGGUUUCUGUCGUCUUAUGAAACAAGCUUCUGUUGAGUCAGACUUGGAGAAGCUCUUUUUAAUAGUGUUUCUUGGUAAAUGCUGCUGUGAGGGUACUGUGUACUGCUCAGCCAGGGUCACCGAGUCUAAACCAAGAUACUACCUUAAUUGAAGUCAGUUUUUUAAAUAAGGGUCAAGGAAAGUUAUGGUAGAUUAUUAUGCAAAACAAAGAAUUAAAAACAUUUUCAACUGUAGUUUUCAUAAUUGACCUGAAUGAAGUGAAAGGAUGGAAAUCAUUACUUGCCGUUAUAGAAGACUGAUGGUCACAGACUCUCAAUCCCCUAUAUUUUUUUUAAUUUCUCUAAAAUUGUUUCACUGUCCAAUAUUUGCAAAAGUUGUUUAUAAUUGACAUGUCCAUAUUCAGCUGUCUUGUGGUUUUUGUGUGAAGACAUAGAUCAGUGGCUGUAUGGGAACAGGGUAAGCUGCCAGGUGACUCUGGAGUCAUCUAUUCUCUGUUAUGUACAGUAAUAUGAUUCAAACUUCCCUGUUCCCCUACUAAGCCUUAUGUGAUUUUCAAUACCCAGUUUUCCAACCAGCCAUGUGGGUACCAGAGAACACAUCAGUAGCAAAACUUCCACAUUUGAUAGAAAUUGUCUCCCUUAAUAUCACACUAGCAGGAUUUCUUGGGCAGGUUUUCUCUCUGUUCUAAAUGCAUGCGGGGCCUACAUUUCCCAAGGAAACACACUGAAGCGCUGUCUUAAUGUGGAUUGAAAAGGUGCCACUGAAACUCCUGUUAUGUGCUGACCCUUUGCUGGAUAUUUUGUGUCCAUUUUAAAUUAUUUAAAUAAAUAAAACAUUGAAAUAUGA